GUCACGUGACAGAGAAACACUAAGAUGGCGACUUACGUAGCUGUACUUCUGUUGUUACGUUGUUGUUAUUGUUUUUUGUUGUUUUUGCCGUUUGAAAACGCUGCUCAACUUCUAAACGAACCAUGUUACAAACCCAUCAAUGACAGCAGGCCAGACUUUGUUCGAACACACCCUCGACCCCACGAGUACAUGAAGGUGUCCGACCUUCCCCGUUCGUGGGAUUGGAGGAAUGUGGACGGGCAGAAUUACGUGAGCAUCACAAGAAACCAGCACAUACCUCAGUACUGCGGCUCCUGCUGGGCCAUGGGAGCCACUAGCGCCCUUGCCGACCGCAUCAACAUCAAACGCAAGGGCGCGUGGCCGUUGGCGUACCUGUCGGUCCAGAAUGUCAUUGACUGCGGGGGGGCUGGAUCGUGUUACGGCGGCGAUGACUUGAGGGUGUACGCCUACGCUCAUCAGAGUGGCAUUCCGGAUGAGACCUGCAACAACUACCAAGCUAAAAAUCAAAAGUGUGAGCUUUUCAACCAGUGUGGCUCAUGCGUCUCAGUGACGUCAUGCAACGUGGUGAGGAACUACACCACGUGGAAAGUGGCUGAUUACGGAAGAGUGUCCGGGAGAGACCACAUGAAGGCGGAGAUUUACACCAAUGGGCCCAUCAGUUGUUCUCUGAUGGCCACCAAGGGGCUUGACGGCUACUCGGGGGGCAUCUUUUCAGAAUUUCACCCCCUUUCGCUGCCCAAUCACAUUGUGUCUGUAGCUGGAUGGGGUGUUGCGGAUGACAGCACAGAGUUUUGGAUCGUCAGGAACUCCUGGGGAGAGUUUUGGGGAGAACAUGGCUGGGCCCGAAUCGUCACCAGUGCCUUUAAAGGUGGCAAAGGCAACUGGUUCAACUUGGGGAUCGAGAAACGCUGUGCAUAUGGAGAUCCUAUUGUUGUGUCAUAGAUUGUAAUUAUUUAUGUUCCUGUACAGAAUUCAAGAAUAAUUUUUUAUGGGGAAAUGAUCACAUUUAUCAUUAUUCAUGUUACAUAAGAGUCACACCGUUGAUUUCACCAAAAUGUUUUCUUCAUCAGCGUCGACUAUCACAGAGAGACGAGGUGGUUGCUCCUCACUGGUUUGUGUGUUAAUGUUUUUUUAGAUGAACGGAAUAAACAAAUUCACUGAG
Molecule: messenger RNA, 1162 nt
Organism: Syngnathus acus (greater pipefish)
Lineage: Eukaryota; Metazoa; Chordata; Actinopteri; Syngnathiformes; Syngnathidae
Product: cathepsin Z
Exons: 6
Coding region: 25-942 (305 amino acids)
Cellular component (GO): lysosome
Molecular function (GO): cysteine-type endopeptidase activity
Source: RefSeq, a predicted model, not a curated record